AUCUUAGUAAGGUUCUCUUUGGGAUCAAAGCGACAGGCUGGAUGAGCAUCUGAGCAUCCACUUCAAAGCUCACAUUAUUAGAGGGGCUGUAAUAAAGCUAAAAUUUUUCCACCCAAGAGGCCAAGAUCCUUCAGAGAAAAGCUAAAAAGCAAGAAAAGGAAGGAGCUUCGGGCUUCCUUCCUGCUUUAUUUGCUUUCCUUGCAGCCCCUGCUAAGCAUCUCCCCCCACCCCAACCUUUGAGGCAUCUCUUUUACUUCUUUCUUGGUGGACUUUUUUCUGGAUUUCCUUAUACUUGCUUACAGCCCCUGGUUUUUUUGUCUCUGUUGCUACUAAAUCCGGUUCUCUUAUCAGAGAUUUUUGUUGGGUUCCUUCUCUUCGGCUUUUCCAGCUUGGUCAGUAAAUUCUAUUAUCUUUUCUAUUGUUUUAAGUUCUUUUGGUUCGAAGUUCUUGUUUUGACUGUAAUAUUUGAAUCCUUUGGGAGUUCUAGUGAGUGGGUAUUUUCUGUCUCUAGGUUUCUUUCGCAGAAUUGAUGUUCUUUGGGCAUUGAAUUAUAUAUUUUCUUCUCUGUUAUUUUUUAUUUUUUCCCCUGAUUUUAGCUCAUUCCCGUGUUUGCUUAUUUCUAAGUGUAGGAAACCACUCUGCUAUUUCUCUUUGGAGCUUAGGGUUGGUCGAAUUUAAGUUUUCUCGUUUGUGGGUUUUUUUGAUUUCUUGGUUUUCCUCUUUUCCUUCUUCUUACUGACUUAAAUAUUCACCUAGAAUUUUAUUCUUCCUUUCUGGGUUUUUGAUUUCUGAGCUUUUUGACCUUUUCUUUUCUUCCUGUUGAUUUUUCGCUUCCAUGGGACUCUGUCAUGGAAGACCCAUCCCUCAAAACGAUUUAGAUAAUCCUGUAAUUCCUGAAGAUGCCGUCCCUGGUACCAAUUCUGAACCCAUCAAUUCUGAACCCACAAAAACUUCAAAGUUCCCCUUCUACAGCCCAAGUCCAUUGCCAAGUGGAUUCAAGAACUCUCCUGCUAACUCCAGUGUGAGUUCAACCCCUUUGCGCUUCUUUAAGCGACCAUUCCCUCCUCCUUCCCCUGCAAAGCACAUCAAAGCAUUGCUUGCUCGCAGGCAUGGCUCUGUGAAGCCGAAUGAAGCCACAAUCCCUGAAGGAAGUGAGUGUGAAGUUGGAUUGGAUAAGAAUUUCGAGUUCUCGAAGCAGGUUUCCACAAAAUAUGAGCUUGGAGAGGAGGUGGGUCGUGGGCAUUUCGGCUAUACUUGUUCUGCAAAGGUGAAGAAAGGGGAAUUGAAGGGGCAAGAAGUAGCGGUCAAGGUUAUUCCCAAAGCAAAGAUGACCACAGCUAUUGCUAUAGAGGAUGUAAGAAGAGAAGUGAAAAUUUUGCGUGCUUUAACAGGUCAUAAGAACUUGGUGCAGUUCUAUGAUGCUUAUGAGGAUGAUGAUAAUGUGUACAUAGUGAUGGAGUUAUGCAAGGGAGGAGAACUUUUGGAUAGGAUACUCUCAAGGGGUGGAAAAUACUCAGAGGAAGAUGCCAAGGUUAUCAUGAUUCAGAUUCUAAGUGUAGUUUCAUUCUGUCAUCUUCAAGGCGUGGUUCACCGUGACCUCAAGCCAGAGAAUUUUCUUUUUAGUAUGAAAGAUGACGAGUCUCCACUGAAGGCCAUUGAUUUUGGAUUGUCAGACUAUGUAAAGCCAGAUGAACGAUUGAAUGAUAUUGUAGGAAGUGCAUAUUAUGUAGCUCCAGAAGUUCUACAUAGAUCAUAUGGCACUGAGGGAGACAUGUGGAGUGUUGGUGUGAUUGCUUAUAUUCUUUUAUGUGGGAGCCGCCCCUUUUGGGCCAGAACAGAAUCUGGCAUCUUCCGAGCUGUCCUGAAAGCAGAUCCCAGCUUUGAAGAAGCCCCCUGGCCUUCCUUGUCAUCUGAAGCAAAAGAUUUUGUUAAGAGAUUGCUGAACAAGGAUUAUCGUAAGAGAUUUACUGCUGCUCAGGCUCUGAGUCAUCCAUGGCUGUCCAAUCAUCAAGACGUAAAGAUCCCUUUGGAUAUUUUCGUGUAUAAGCUUGUGAAAGCUUAUGUAUGCUCAUCAUCUCUCCGGAAAGCAGCUUUGAGGGCUCUUUCAAAGACAUUGACAGUGGAUCAGCUAACUUAUCUUCGUGAACAAUUCACAAUGUUGGGGCCAAAUAAAAGCGGAUUCAUCUCUAUGCAGAACUUUAAGACAGCCCUGAUGAAGAACUCCACUGAUGCCAUGAAGGAUUCUCGGGUUAUUGAUUAUAUUACCAUGGUCAGUUCUCUUCAGUACAGAAAAUUGGACUUUGAAGAAUUUUGCGCUGCUGCAAUAAGUGUGUAUCAGCUGGAAGGACUUGACAGCUGGGAACAACAUGCAUCUUCUGCAUAUGAGCAUUUUGAGAAGGAUGGGAACAGACCAAUCAUGAUUGAGGAACUUGCCUCGGAACUUGGCCUGAGCCCAUCAGUACCGGUUCAUGUGGUUCUCCAAGACUGGAUUAGACAUUCAGAUGGGAAGCUUAGUUUCUUGGGCUUUGUCAGACUUCUGCACGGGCUGUCUUCACGAGCAUUGCAGAAAUCUUAAAAUAGAACUCCAGCUGGUACGGGGAUUCAUUAUGUUAACCCUAUUGUUCUCCUUUGAUGAGAAGUCUAAUCGGACGCAUGCUUGUGCUAGUCGAUGAAAAGCAUGUGGGUCUAACCUCUAGGCUUGCUGGAGAGAACAACUGAGUCAAGAAUGGAGCUGAUGCCUGCCUGAGCCGGGGUUUAAGCCAUGUCUGGCAUAUUCUCAUGUGCAGUAUGUACUUUUUGUUUCUUAUUUUUUCCCGUGUUUUGUGCAUUAAGCUAUUAGAGGAUUGUACAGAUGAGAGUAGGAUCAAAAUGUUUUAGGAUUUAUGGGGAGUUCCAAAAUGAAGAGAGUUUGUGUUUCAUGUGUCUGUUCCACCUGUACCCAUUACAUUGUUUUGUUAAUAAAUUCCUUUAGCAAAUUAUUUAUA
Messenger RNA from Macadamia integrifolia, 2984 nucleotides. Its product is annotated as CDPK-related kinase 1-like. Gene Ontology annotation, molecular function: calcium ion binding; calmodulin binding; ATP binding. The transcript is spliced from 11 exons. NCBI's taxonomy places the organism in Eukaryota, Viridiplantae, Streptophyta, Magnoliopsida, Proteales, Proteaceae. Gene Ontology annotation, biological process: intracellular signal transduction; peptidyl-serine phosphorylation; protein autophosphorylation. Bases 836 to 2575 code for a protein of 579 amino acids. The record is from RefSeq and is a predicted model, not a curated record. Gene Ontology annotation, cellular component: nucleus; cytoplasm.